Messenger RNA from Leptinotarsa decemlineata (Colorado potato beetle), 610 nucleotides. Its product is annotated as colorectal mutant cancer protein. Lineage: Eukaryota; Metazoa; Arthropoda; Insecta; Coleoptera; Chrysomelidae. Gene Ontology annotation, molecular function: calcium ion binding. The record is from RefSeq and is a predicted model, not a curated record.
GAGAAAAUUUUGACGUUUGUGGAAUUGUCAAUCAAUCCAAAAUAAAUAAAUAAAUCCGUGAUUUACAUUAGAUUUAUGCUUUGUACUAACAAAAACGAUAGUCUCGCGUUAAUAACUGCUUGUAGAAAAUUGCAUUUCAAUUCGAGAAUCGAUUCAAUGUCGUAUAAACCGAAAUAAGGUUAUGGCAGAUACAGAUUGUGCCAGUGAAAGCGCCAGUUCUGUAGGUGAUGAAGAACGAGUCAGAAGACUCUUUCAGGCCUGCGAUGCUAACGGGGAUGGAUAUAUCGAUAGUCAAGAUCUGCUAGCUAUCUGUAGAGAACUGAGCCUAGAAGACUCUCUUGACGAGUUGAUGCUUCAGUUGGGAGCUGAUUCUCAAGGUAGAAUUUCUUACGAGCAAUUUUUACGUCGAAGACUCGCCUUACGCCCAGAAAUUGACGCACUAAAAACUACAAGCAAGGAUAACGUCAGUGAUAACAGCCAAGGAAAACUGGAUCGCUGGGAAUGGGAUUCAGGUGCUAGAGACAUGAGCCCAGUACCCAAGAGCAUUCUGAAGAGCACAGAAAAGUACACCGAAGAAGAAUUCAAGGUUAGUGUUUUCUUCUUUUAUUAA